AUGAAAUCCAAAAUCCUGGAAUUACUGUUGAUCACCAUCUUCGUCAGCGUUGUAGUCGCCGAGAAUUGUGAAGAGGUCACUGCAUCUACUGAAACGAAAAGCUUUGUUGUGAAAAGCGGUGGCAAGGAAUGCCAGUACCGCGUCAAACCGAAUUCCGGUAAACCGGUGAAGGUCUUUGUUAAUUCGACGAGUGGAACUAAUUGUGUGAACGUGGUCAUUGGAGAUAAAUCAGAAUCGCUCUGUCCAACAGGUCCAACGACUGAAGUCUUAUCUAGCACGGCGAUCGAUGUGAGUGCGGAGACCGUCACAAAUACAACUGCGGCUGCUUCAACGACAGUCGCCCCUGUAACUACGCCAUCUCCCAGUCCAACACCACCCGGAAAUAAGAAUGAGUCAGAAGAAGCAGAGUCCGGAAGGAACCCAAAGGGCAAGGUACCAACAUCGCCGGCGGGUGAAAGUGUCCAAAACCACGAUAAUGAAAACGAACACAAAGUUGCAGAUAAAACAGCAGCGGUUCAACUGUUGGAAAAUCGAGCUGCUCCUUCUGUUAAACUAGUAAGGCAAACCAGAGAUGCUUCAACCAGUGCUGGACCUAACGACGUUACUGUUUAUUACAUGUUGGGUGAGUGA
Molecule: messenger RNA, 630 nt
Organism: Echinostoma caproni
Lineage: Eukaryota; Metazoa; Platyhelminthes; Trematoda; Plagiorchiida; Echinostomatidae
Source: the annotation of a GenBank genome assembly